AUGUGGGAUAAAGAUAUUAAAGAACCAAAAUUGAAGUCUACUUUGUCUAAUGAGUGGAUUUACCAUUCCCCUAUUGCCACACCGAGGUCCUCUUCUCCUCCAAGCAGAGUAGGAGAAGCAAUAUUUAACAAAUAUAAUGAGCUAAUUCAUUCAAAGACUAAUAUAGCAAAUGACGCCAAGCAAGCUGAACCCUUAGAGAGACCAUUUGAUUUCGACGACGAAGAGUUCGCAUUUGGAAUAAAUCUUUUGAAUAAGAAUGUAGCUUGCGUCGGAGACAAUAUUACAAAAUUAAUUCACAUGGGUAAGUAA
Leptosia nina is the source of this 309-nucleotide messenger RNA. The record is from the annotation of a GenBank genome assembly. Lineage: Eukaryota; Metazoa; Arthropoda; Insecta; Lepidoptera; Pieridae.